Salvelinus fontinalis (brook trout) is the source of this 2305-nucleotide messenger RNA. RefSeq names its product interleukin-12 subunit beta-like. The record is from RefSeq and is a predicted model, not a curated record. The transcript has 8 exons. Gene Ontology annotation, molecular function: protein binding. NCBI's taxonomy places the organism in Eukaryota, Metazoa, Chordata, Actinopteri, Salmoniformes, Salmonidae. The coding region runs from base 317 to 1504 and encodes 395 amino acids.
GGCUACAAGAUACAGAUUAUAUUAAGAAAAACUGUUGGCAACUAUAAAAAAAACUUUAAAAGAAUGCAUGAAAGUCUUGGGAUGUGUACGCAGCACAUGGAAGUAAGACAAAUAAAGUUAGGCCAUGUCUGAACAGUCCUCUAUUAUCAUGCCUUGUUUAGGUUAGAUUAGAAAGUGGUUGAGUUCCUCGUUCUGUCUGUCUGUACUUUUCUCAACGGGGAAAUUUUAUUGGAUGCUAAAUGUCAUCGACAUUGACACAUAUUAAAAAGCCACUGUUUAGACUUCAGCGUUAUUCAGAGGACGUGUUGAUCAGAAGAUGUUUGAUUGCUGUCUAAAGAUGAGGUUUACUUUACUAAGCAUCCUGCCUACUUUACUGGGCGUUCUAAUCCUACACCAGGCAAAAAGCCAAAGCCCCAAGUUCACUCAGAGCAGCUGGAAUCUUCUACCCAACGUUGUUGUGGUGAACGUAGACGGAUCGCUGGUACAGCAUCCUCUAACCUGCAUGGGUUCCUUCGACCGAGAGGAGGAGGGUUGGAGGAGAGACAAUGACUGGGUGUGGCGGAGAGAUGGAGAGGAGGAUGAGGAGAUCAUAUGGAUGAUGGGUGAAGAGGAGAAGAAGAAGGGGAAUAGCUUCCUUGUCAACCUGGAAGAGAGAACUGGAGGGGGGAUAUUUACAUGUCACAGCCUGGAUAGAACCCUCCUGAAGAAAACUACGGUGCUGGUCAAACACUUGGACGAACAGAAACGCAUUCUAGAAGGAUCCACCAGAACAGGCUAUAUGAAAUGUUCAACACGGAACUACCAAGGAGAAUUCCACUGCUCCUGGAAAUUCACCCCUACACGUGUUGGGACUGUUAUGUUUGUCAAAGUGGCACGUGGCCUGUCUGAUACGGAGAACAUCAGCUGUUCUGUGGACGCCAGUGGACAGCAGUGGACUUGCUCAUCUUCGUCUGGCCAGAGUGACAUCAUGUGUUCUGUGAACAGUAGUGGACUGGGGGUGUCCUGUGUGGACAGACAGUAUUGUCCAUAUGCUGAGGAGACUGACCGGAUCACCCUGACCAUCUACAUGAGGACUAACUACCUGCUGGAGGAAUACUCCCAACGCUUCUACUUAUCAGACAUAGUGAAGCCAGACAAUGUAUACAUUAAGGAGGUGAACAGCAGUACUAUAGAGUGGAGCUAUCCUGUCUCCUGGAACAGACCCAUCUCCUACUUCCCCCUCUCCUUCCAGGUCAAAGAGAUCGAAGGCAGAAAGUGCAAGAACGGGUGCACGUGUGAUUCUCCCUACACAGAGGUCCACACCACAGAGAGCAGCCAGUGGUCAGUCAAGGCCAAGGUGACGGUGUGUGUCAGGGCCCAGGAUGCCCUCUGUGACUCCCCCUGGAGCGACUGGACAGAGCACAGACUCAGCAGCAAGGGAAGCAGGAGGGGGAGGCAGGAAAAGCAGAAGAAGAAGAAGCAGAAGAAGAAGAAGCAGAAGAAGAAGAAGAAUGUGCCUCAAUAGUAUAUCUUUACCAUACUGAUGGCCAUCAAAUAUUAACCUAUUUAUUCACUCUAGUUUGUAGGCAUUCACACGCUAAAACAUCCACUAUGACAAAGGUGUCUUAAUUCACACGCUAAAACAUCCACUAUGACAAAGGUGUCUUAAUUCACACGCUAAAACAUCCACUAUGACAAAGGUGUCUUAAUUCACACGCUAAAACAUCCACUAUGACAAAGGUGUCUUAAUUCACACGCUAAAACAUCCACUAUGACAAAGGUGUCUUAAUUCACACGCUAAAACAUCCACUAUGACAAAGGUGUCUUAAUUCACACGCUAAAACAUCCACUAUGACAAAGGUGUCUUAAUUCACACGCUAAAACAUCCACUAUGACAAAGGUGUCUUAAUUCACACGCUAAAACAUCCACUAUGACAAAGGUGUCUUAAUUCACACGCUAAAACAUCCACUAUGACAAAGGUGUCUUAAUUCACACGCUAAAACAUCCACUAUGACAAAGGUGUCUUAAUUCACACGCUAAAACAUCCACUAUGACAAAGGUGUCUUAAUUCACACGCUAAAACAUCCACUAUGACAAAGGUGUCUUAAUUCACACGCUAAAACAUCCACUAUGACAAAGGUGUCUUAAUUCACACGCUAAAACAUCCACUAUGACAAAGGUGUCUUAAUUCACACGCUAAAACAUCCACUAUGACAAAGGUGUCUUAAUUCACACGCUAAAACAUCCACUAUGACAAAGGUGUCUUAAUUCACACGCUAAAACAUCCACUAUGACAAAGGUGUCUUAAUUCACACGCUAAAACAU